GUUGCCUUACUAGCGCGAGUAAACACGUCCAGGAUGUCGUUAGGCGCUACGUUUUAGCACGACAUGUUCGGUCACACAAACCACUGGUUGCGGUACCGAACCUCCCGUCGGACGAACUCUAGGCGCAUAAAGUGAUUGGUAACCGCAUACGGACUCUUUAAGAUCGCGCGAGUGUCAAAUGUGCAGCUAAUGCGCCGCUCAAGGCGACGAUGUCUGUGCUACGUCCAGGUAGCAUGCUAAGCUAAGCGCUAGCCACGGCUAACUCCGGUCGGUUAUUGGAAUGGUAGCGCGCAGCCCGAGCUCCCCCGGACAUGGCGACUGGAGCAGCAGCCGCUUCUGGCGGCUCUUUCGAGUCAUCUUUAGAGAAGAAGUUUCGAGGUGUUUCCAACACGAUGGAUUCCAUUCAAGGACUUUCGACGUGGUGCAUCGAAAACAAGAAGUACCACAGCCUGAUUGUGCGACACUGGAUGAAGUGUUUGAAGAAAUCGGAUACCUCACACAGACUCAACCUUUUCUACGUCGCCAACGAUGUCAUCCAGAACUGUAAAAGGAAAAACGCUAUCGUGUACCGGACGGCGUUCGCCGAGAUGCUCCCCGAAGCCUUCCUGCUGGUCAACAAUGAAGGUGACCCCAAAGUGAUUAAAUCGGUGGAGAGGAUACUGACCAUCUGGGAGGAAAGGGGUGUGUAUUCAGGGACGCUUAUUACUGAGCUCAGGACGAGCUUAGUCAAGGAGGAGUCCCCUCCAGAGACGCCCGCAGAGCAAAAAACUCCAGUUGACUCUAAAGCAGAUCUACACUCCAAGAUUGUUGCUGAGUUUGUGCCCCAAGCACUAGUCGAGGAACUGUCCAAGUACAAGAAGUCUGUCCAGGAGGUGGACAUGAGAGAAAAGCAGCUGGCGUCCAUGAGGAUCGACAUCUGCAGCUCUGAUGCCCUCAAGAGACUGAAAGAUAAGGCCGGCGGAAAGAAAUUCUCCAAGGACUUUGAGGAAGGAAGUGCGCAACUGCAGGAGUUUGUUAAGUUCUUUGACAAACAGAUCUUAACGGGGCCCCCUGUCAUGGAGGCCCUGAAGAACGCAGAUAUCUUCUACGAGAUGCAGUACAAGGAGGUCAAGAUUGUUGCCAAUGCCUACCAGACCUUCGCCAACCGGGUGUCCCAUCUGAAGCGCAAGCUGGACACCUUGAAGGCCAACCUGCCGGACCUGGACGAGUCCCCCAUCCCCUCGCCCUCCGCAGACGCGCCGUCCCCCACCGGCUCCGAGUCCCCCUUUCGGGGCCUGGAAUUGGCCCACCCCGAUUCCGAACUCGACGGCUGCGCUAUGGAUGACGAGGCGGAGCCGCCGGCGCCGAGCCCUCUGUCCUCGCCGGGAGGUUCCCCCAAACCCUCGGCGGCGCUCGGGCAGAACGACAACCGGGAAGUGGAAGACAUGGAGCUCUCCGAGGAAGAAAUCGACGCCGCUGGCAUUAUAGUUGAGGAGCAGAGUGAAUCCCGCUCCGACCCAAAGGCGCCCACGUUGAAAACUGAGACACCGGUGGCAAGAGAGCAGCCCGUCCGGCAGGUCGCCCCCUCUGUCCCCGCAGCGGCUCAUCUAGCGGCACCAGUAGCGCCUCCUGCAGCCGUGGAAAAUGUCGACCUGGGUAAAAUCGGCUCCAUCCUCAACAGUUUAAACUCGGUCAUGAAGAACACAGGACCAGUAGUGGAGAGUCCUCCUGCAGCUGCUGCUGCUGCCUCCUUGUUGAAGACUCCACCUGUGGUGCCUGUGGCCCCCCAGGAUGCCAGUUCACUGGUUAAUCUCCUCUCAAAGGUGGACGUGUGUCCUGCAGACCUCAUCGGCGCUCUCUCCAAAGUCCAGGGCAUCCCUUCUGUUCUGAAAAGCCCCGCUGCCAACACCUCCUCAGAGUCCUCUAGAACAGGAAAGAUUCCGCCGUCCCCCUCGUCCACAUCCGCGCCAGCAGUACCCCCGCAGAGCCCGUUUCUCUCCUCCGCUGUACCUGGGCCUUCUGCACAGAGUUCUCAAGCCCCCUCCCAGACUUCCAACCCAGCCUCGGCCCUGGUCCGGGCUCUGCACAGAGAGAUGGAUCUGACCACAGAGGCAGAACCGUCCCUGUCUUCUAAGAGUUUGGAGUCCAAAAUCCACAGCUUUCUACAAGGCAACCCGGCUUUCAGUGCAUUCGGCAUAGGCCUUUCUGCGAUUCCAGCGGCGGGGGCAGAUAACCUCAGCCCAUUGACCGGAGCGGACACCCGGGGGGGGACUCCGGUGCGGGAUGAGGGCGGAGGCACCCCGACUCAAGAUGAGAUUAUGGACAAGCAUGCGCCGGGCCCGUUCCCUUCCAACACUAAUCAGCCAUCGGUUGGAGAAACUCUUAAAGCGGCUCCUGUCGCAUACCACAACAGCAGCCAGCAGAGCCGCGGCAAUCCCCAACAGCCCAGCGCUGAGCGCCAGAACGGGCAGGUCUACCAGCCGUACCAGUACGGCGAACACAAGAUGUCAGAGCACGGCACUACCGCGCCCCUCGGCCAUUACCAGCAGCUUUCUGGCCAAACGGGAGGGCCGGUGGCAGAAAGAGCCCCGGGCAGCGGCAGUAGCACUCAGACUCUGGAGGACUUUCAAAGGGUGGGCCAGAGGGGUUGGUAUGGCGACACAAACCCGGAGGGGAGCUCUCAACAGCCGAGGGGCUACAACGUGACGGCGCCCGGAGGGGCCGGAGAAAACAACAGGCCAGGACUCCAUCCGUACCAAGCGGAGAAUUUUCAGGGAAUUCAAGAGUUAAGAGAAAAGUUCGCCCCCCAGCACGGCGCCAUCAAUACCCCGGAUUUCUUCCGAGGCACCCUCCCGCCUGUCCCAAAGUUCCCUCCGCCCCCGCGUGUCUUUGAUGCGCCUCUCCCCGCGACCAGCGGUAUGAUGAUGAUGCCGCCUACGCAACAGCACCCGGUGCCGGGCGACAGCAUCAUCAGUGGGAUGGUGGUCCACGACCAUCAGCACAAAUCCAUAUAUCCUCCCGACGAUUCGCUGUACGAUCGCGACCGACCGCACCCUCCCCACCACGAAGAUUUCCCCCCGCGCCCAGACGAGCUCGGCUACCACGACGAGCUCGGCUACCACGAUGGCGGUUUCUUUCAAGAGGACACGUAUCACCACCACCCAGAGGAUGCAUAUUACGGAGCAGGCAGCCCACCGCACCACUUCCCCAGGCGCCUCACUCCCCCUCGGUCACCCUCAGAGGACCCCUACUACCCCCCUGACUACCAGCGGCACAGCCCCCCUCCUCCGCACUACGCUCCAAGGAGACCGCCGCCGCAUUUUGAAAUGAGUCACCCGGGCCUCCGGCCUCCACAUCGGCUCCCCCUGCUGGCGCACCACCCUCACCCCAGAGGGCCCCCGCGCCCGCCGUUUCCCCGCUUCCACGGCCCCAAUCCGAGGCUAAGAGGCAAACGACCGGGUCCGCGAGGAGGGGGAAUUCCUGGUUCAAUGUUCCCCCCAAAAAGACCCUUUCCACCCCCGCGGUACUGACUGGACAUGUAGUGGACAAACCGCUGUGGCUGUCACUAAGGGGCGGGGCUUUUUAGACUGUUGAGUAACCUGCUCGUCACUCCGGCUGGAUCCCUGCGCGGAUGCCGAGGUGGGCGCCUGCAGACAGACUUACACAGAAGAAGAGUCCAUGCAGCGGCGUCUGAGAGGCUGGUGGGGGGGAGGUGGGGGGCAAGAGACAACACCAAGAGAUGGAGAAGGAAUUCGAGGCUCUGAGAAGGCUGCUGCGCUGAAGGGUGAAGACCGAAGAGAAGAUUAAAGAAAAUAAGAGGUGGAUAUAUAUAUAAAUAUAUACAUAUAAUUCACUUUGUGUUAUUCGGCCCAGUAGGAAGCAUCACGUUAUAUGUGUAAUUGGAGCGCCAGAGUGUGCAUGGUAUGCGUGUGCAUGUGAUUACGUCAACUAGUCACAGAAGAUGAAACUGCGAUGGUUAUUACUGCGAAAAAGAAUGAAGCUGGUGCAAUUUCCGCUGUUAUUUAGUUUGUCAGUGAGCAGUUUUGACUGCUUCUCUUCAUUUCAGCAGUUUCCCCAGUAUCGUUUGGUAAAAACGUCAAUUUGAAUCACUUUGAUUUGACUUUGAAUGAGGUUUUCUUCUACAGUACUCGUGAGCAUAUUCAGGAAAAACGUACAUUUCAUUGUUCCAACUCCGAAUGUCAUUUUAUUUGUGAAGCGAUGCUUUCUCAACCGGUGCGUUUGAUCCCUGCGGCGAUAUUUUUACGUCUCGUUAAGUUCCUCGAAGGAGAGCGGCACUCAAAAGGGAGAGAGGUGCGAGAGUUCUUUUUCUCUGCCUCCAACACCGACGCAGAAGAAGGGGAUGAAGAAACUCGUCUUCAGUUUCGUUUUACUUGUACUGACUAAUAAAAAUCUGAGUUUGAAAAA
Molecule: messenger RNA, 4404 nt
Organism: Gasterosteus aculeatus aculeatus (three-spined stickleback)
Lineage: Eukaryota; Metazoa; Chordata; Actinopteri; Perciformes; Gasterosteidae
Gene: rprd2a
Product: regulation of nuclear pre-mRNA domain containing 2a
Biological process (GO): mRNA 3'-end processing
Molecular function (GO): RNA polymerase II complex binding
Source: RefSeq, a predicted model, not a curated record